AUGGAUUGCCUCCCAAAACAUAUAGAUAGGGAGGGGUCAAUCAACCGCUCUGAACCAUUAGGUAAAGGAUCAUUAAGUGAAGGAGUUUAUAAAGCAAAAAAAUUAGACGGUAAAAUAAAAGAUAAACAAUUACCAAAUAAUGGGGAAUGUGGCAAAAGAGAACUCGAAGUAAUAGAUAUAUUAAUUGGUUUAGAAAAACAAUGUGAACAAAUUAUCAAAUUUUAUGGAUAUGGCUUUGGUGUAGAUCAAAAUAACAAUGAUAAUGGUUUACUUUAUAUAUAUAUGGAAUAUUUAGAAGGUUAUCAUUCAAUAGAUAAACAUCUAGGAGAUAAAGGGAUUCAUGAAAAUUUAAUACAUAUAAUUCUAAAUAAUUGUCUUAAAGGAAUAGAAUUUCUUCACGAUAAUAAUAUUAUUCACAGAGAUAUUAAAUGUCAAAACAUAUUGAUUAAAUCAGAUCUUAAAAUUAAAAUAAUUGAUUUUGGUAUUUCAAAAUUUACAGAUUAUAAAGCAUCAACAAUCGCAGGAACACCAACACACAUGUCACCUGAAACAAGAAGAGGUGAAACAUGUUUUAGUUCUGAUUUUUGGAGUCUAGGUUGUACAGUUAUUGAAAUGGGCUGUGGUGAUUUAACCUUAGAUGAAAACGAUAUACCAAAAAUCCCCAAAUAUUUUUCAAAUAAUCUUAAAUUUACAACCAAACUUUUAUUAACUAAAGACCCUUUUUCUAGAAAUUUCUUUUUAAACAAAGAUAGAAAUAUGACCCUUAAACUCAUAGAUGGUAUAUUAAAUUCAAGAGAAUCUCUGGCACUAACAACCAUUGAUCUUUCAAACCUCAAAGAAAAAACUCCCAUUCCAUCGACAAUAAAAUACUUAGAUUUAAUCAUUGAUGAACCAAUAUCACUUCACUUUAUCCCAUCAUCAGUAGAAUAUCUCACACUAUCAUCUUAUAACCAUCCAACUUUUCCAAGCGGAAUACCACCCACUGUAAAAUGUUUAUCCAUGUCAGUAUUCAAUCAUCCAAUACCUGUUGACUCAAUUCCUCGUACACUUAAAGCCCUCGUCCUUGACUCACAUAAUCAUCCAAUUAAAGAAAACUCAAUACCUGACUCAAUCAAGGUUCUUUCUCUGUACUCAAAUACACAUGAUUUCGAAGAAUCAUCUAUUCCAGAGUCAGUGGAGGCUCUUAUUUUAGGUGAUAAUUUUAAUCUUUUAGAACAUGGGGACUCAAUUCCUUCAUCAAUAAAAAUUUUUUCAAGCAACUAUAAUUUUAAAUCACCAUUAAAAAGAAAUAAUAAUAUUCCAAAAAAUGUUCAAUAUCUAUCACUAAAAAAUUACAACCAAUCCAUAAUUAAAGAAAGUAUUCCAUUUGGUGUUUCUUUUCUAGAGCUAGGAUCAAAAUUUACACAUUUCAAAUCAUUAAAAAAUUUACCAAAAUCCCUUAUAUCUCUUACUAUUGGUGUGGAAAAUACCAAAGAUAUAGAUAAAAUAUUACAAAAUGCUCCAGAAAUAAAUAUAAAUUUUAAAUAA
Molecule: messenger RNA, 1527 nt
Organism: Dictyostelium purpureum
Lineage: Eukaryota; Evosea; Eumycetozoa; Dictyosteliales; Dictyosteliaceae
Exons: 3
Coding region: 1-1527 (508 amino acids)
Biological process (GO): protein phosphorylation
Molecular function (GO): protein kinase activity; ATP binding
Source: RefSeq, a predicted model, not a curated record